AUGAACUGUCUCAUUCAGUUUGAAGACUUUGCCAAUGCCAACGCGUUCCGGCUACUGAACAAAUAUCGCAAUCGUUAUUGCACUUUCAACGAUGACAUUCAAGGUUUCUCAGGUUCUCCUACCAAGGAGAUCAUUACCAAUACAGGUAAUGAUUUCAGCCUGGCUUCUGCUCCCAGAACCUUCACCAAGGCUGCUUUGGGUAUUGCUCACCUCAUAGUGAUGGCACUAGAGAAAGAAGGGAUUCCCAGAGAAGAAGCUGUUAAGAAAAUCUGGAUGGUGGACUCGAAAGGACUCAUUGUCAAGGGCAGGAGUCAUCUGAACCACGAGAAGGAGAUGUUUGCUCAUGACCAUCCUACUGUGAAGACACUGGAGAAAGUGGUGCAGACAAUAAAACCAACAGCUAUUAUCGGGGUGGCCGCUGUGGCAGGUGCUUUCACUGGCCAAAUUUUGAAGGACAUGGGGACCUUCAACGAGAAGCCCAUUGUGUUUGCCCUCAGCAACCCAACGAGCAAAGCGGAAUGCACGGCCGAAGACUGCUACCGUUUGACGGAUGGCCGGGCCAUCUUCGCCAGUGGGAGCCCGUUUCCAAAGGUGACCCUCUCCGAUGGACGGACCUUCUAUCCUGGCCAAGGGAACAACGCCUACGUUUUCCCCGGAGUUGCUCUAGGAAUCAUCGCUUGUGGAGUCCGUCACAUCACCGAGGAAAUCUUUCUCACCAUAGCAGAGGCAAUUGCACAAGAGGUGACAGAGGAAAACCUGGCUGAAGGAAGGCUCUAUCCACCUUUGAGCUCCAUUCGAGACGUGUCCUUCAAAAUUGCCGUUAAAGUGGUUGACUAUGCCUACAAACACAACUUGGCCUCCUGGUAUCCAGAACCGGAGGACAAAGAAGCAUUUGUGAAAAAUCUCAUUUACAGCCCUGACUAUGAUUCCUUCAUCAUCGAUAAUUACCAGUGGCCGCAGGAAGCCAUGAAGACUCAGAAUAUUUGAUGUUUCUCUUUGGUGAAGGCGGGAUAGAGGAAUUUUCCAGUAGCUGUGAACCUUAAGAUGCUAAAGUGUCUUGAACUUCCAACCUUGUAGGAUCUUCAGUUAUUUCUAUGAGCAGCUUCCUUUUUUUAAAAAAAAAGAACAAAGAAACCAAAUAAAUCUGAGCCGGAAAUCAUACAGAGUAAACAAGGACCAAUUAUGCCACCAACGCCCAAUGAACGGAUGUGAUUCGAUGAAAUUCAGAAGGUUCCGUAUUCUCGAAUCUCCUUUCGCAAGUCAAACUGACCUUCCCUAAAUUGGUCCUUUCCCAAUGGAUUAGAACAUCAGCUCCCCAAAUCCCCAUGUCGGCAUGGCACCCUUCCAGGUUGGAGACGGCUGGAUUAGGAAUUUCUGCAGAUUUCAUAGAAAUUGCUCUUGCUAGAUGACUUCGUAUCCAUUAAGCUGGUGUAAUUGCUAUGGCCUUUCUCAGUAAAGGUUACCAUUCAUGGGUUCAGGAGCAAGGGUGGGAUUGAAAAUUUUUAGCAACUGGUUCUCUGAGUGGGCGUAGCCAUGGGGGCAUGGC
Messenger RNA from Thamnophis sirtalis, 1546 nucleotides. Lineage: Eukaryota; Metazoa; Chordata; Lepidosauria; Squamata; Natricidae. The record is from RefSeq and is a predicted model, not a curated record.